AUGGCUGACAGAGAUAUCUCCCCCGGUCACUCUUAUGAUGACAAGGCCGAUCAUCACUACGAUGACAAGACCGGCUCUCAUGGCGGUGCUGAGAUGAUGGAGCACGCUGGCCAAGGCCGUCGUGGCUCUACCGCCGUCAACAUUGUCGAGAACCCUCUUCAGCGCAAAACAAAGGAAGAAACCAUCGCCGACGCCCGCCUCUUUUGCGAGACCAAUGGCAUGUCCGAACACGCCGAGAUGUUCGGCAGAGCAGCCCUCAUCGCCCGUGACCCCGACAACUUCGAGUCCGUCGACCUUCUCGACGACGAGCGCGAAGCUCUCAUCUACGAACGAGACCACAAGUGGCAUGGAUCCAAGAUGCUGUGGUACUCCAUCGGUCUUUGUGCCGUCGGUGCUGCUACUCAGGGUUGGGAUCAGACUGGUGCCAACGGUGCUAACCUGUCUUUCCCCGAAGAGUUUGGCAUUAAGGAUAAUGAUUGGCUUAUCGGUAUCAUCAACUCUAUCAUCUUCUUGACUGCUGGUUUGAUCGGUGCUUUCAUUGUUGAUCCCCUCAACCACUACUUUGGACGUCGUGGAGAGAUCUUUAUUACUGCUGCUUGCUUGACUGCUACUCCUAUUGCUUCUGGCUUUUCUCGCAAUUGGCAGGAACUGUUUGCUAUCCGUUUCAUCAUGGGAAUUGGUAUCGGUGCUAAGAACGCUACCGUGCCUAUCUAUUCCGCUGAGAUGGCUCCUGCUAGAAUUCGUGGUGCCCUCGUCAUGUUCUGGCAACUCUGGGUCGUCAUCGGUAUCUUCCUCGGUUUCUGCGCCAACGUUAUCGUCAAGGACGUCCCUCGCAUCGCCUGGCGUCUCGAACUCGGCUCCGCCUUCAUCCCCGCCUUCAUCCUCAUGGUCGGCAUCUACUUCUGCCCCGAAUCACCCCGUUGGCUCAUGAAGCACGGCAAGAUCUCCCAAGGCUUCGUCUCCAUGGCCAAGCUCCGAGCUCACCCCAUCAUCGGUGCCCGCGAUUACUACUACUCAUACGUCAUCUACCAUGAGGAGCUCAAGGUCGCUGCUGGCUCUGGUUACUUCCAGCGUCUCUGGGACUGCUUCGCUGUUCCUCGCAUUCGACGUGCCAACUACGGUGCCAGUACUGUCAUGCUUGCCCAGCAGAUGUGCGGUAUCAACAUUAUCUCUUUCUACAGCUCGACCAUCUUCUCCGAGAGUGGUUUCACCCACGACCAAGCUCUGUACGCUUCUCUGGGUUAUGGUGCCAUUCAGGUCGUCUUCACUAUUCCCACCCUCUUCCUGAUCGAUACCAAGGGACGACGAACCUUGACACUGGCUACAUUCCCCUUCAUGUGUAUCUUCCUUCUGGCUGCUGGUCUCUCCCUUCUGAACGAUACCACAAACCAGGCUGCCAAGAUCGCACCCGUCGCUCUCUUCAUUUACCUCUUCACCAUCGCGUACUGUCUCGGAGAAGGACCUGUCGCCUUCCAGUACUCCGCUGAGGUCUUCCCUACCAUCCAGCGUGAGCAGGGUAUGGCCUGGGCUGUCUGCAUCAACAACACCUUCGCUGGUGUUCUUGGACUGACCUUCCCUCGUAUGAGAACCGUUAUGACUCCCACUGGAGCCUUCGCCUUCUACGCUGGACUCAAUCUCAUUGCUUGGGGUAUGAUCUUCUGCUUCGUUCGUGAGACCAAGCAGAUGACUCUCGAGGAAUUGGACCAGGUCUUCUCUGUUCCUACCAAGCAGUUCCUGUCUUACGAGACUCAGGUCUGGCUUCCUUAUAUGUUCAAGAAGUACGUCCUCUUCAAGAAGGUUGAGCGCCCUCCUCCAAUUAUCGAGAAGAGCGAGCGAAACCUUGCUUAA
Messenger RNA from Fusarium coffeatum, 1848 nucleotides. RefSeq lists its product as uncharacterized. The record is from RefSeq and is a predicted model, not a curated record. Gene Ontology annotation, cellular component: membrane. Gene Ontology annotation, biological process: transmembrane transport. Bases 1 to 1848 code for a protein of 615 amino acids. The transcript has 3 exons. NCBI's taxonomy places the organism in Eukaryota, Fungi, Ascomycota, Sordariomycetes, Hypocreales, Nectriaceae. Gene Ontology annotation, molecular function: myo-inositol:proton symporter activity.